Schistosoma spindalis is the source of this 648-nucleotide messenger RNA. The record is from the annotation of a GenBank genome assembly. NCBI's taxonomy places the organism in Eukaryota, Metazoa, Platyhelminthes, Trematoda, Strigeidida, Schistosomatidae.
UCACUACGACGGAUUAGAAUGAAGUGUCGAUUGACGUUCUUGAAUUUACUUCAUUUAUUAAUAUUCGUGCAAUGUGAACUGUUUUGGAAUUUCCCACGUAAUUCAAGGGAAGUUUUUCACGCCUAUGUGAAUGAAAAAGCACAUACUAUACAAGUAUUUCCGUCAAUUCAAGUAAAACUAAUCAAUGAUUCGAAACUAUGUUCCAUCUCAUUACUGUCAUCUGGCAGAAAUAGUGUUCCUAACUUUAUUCAUAGUAAUGUUUUGAAUCAAGAGAAAGGAUAUGGUUAUUUAACUUUCAAUGAAACAUUAUAUCGUCAUGCUAAACAUUUUGGUAGUUUAGAAGCUAGAACAGGAUUUUAUCAUUUGAGAAUAAUAGCUGAAGACUGUUCUGAUCCACCAAAGUCGACAAAAUCUUGGCCAAUCACAUUUGAACAUAUUCAAUCUGAUUUACCAAUUUGGUCUAAAACAAAAUAUGCAUUUGAAAUAGAUUCAUUACAUAGACCAGGUCAUGAAGUUGGCAAAGUGACAGCAUACACAUCAGCUAUAAAUAUGACAGAAAAUGAUAAUUUUUUAUACGGUGAUAAUACUGGUAUGUGCGCCUAUACAAUACAAGAUCCAAGUUAUUCAUUUGCGAUUGAUGGGCACGGU